AUGGGUAACAGCUUAGGAGGAAGAAAGACAGCAAAAGUUAUGAAGAUCACCGGCGAAACAAUCAAGUUAAAGACGCCGGUGAACGCCGGCGAGGUUGUUAAGGACUAUCCAGGCCAUGUUUUAUUAGAAUCAGACGCUGUUAAGCAUUUUGGUAUCAGAGCAAAGCCCUUGGAAGUUCAUCAGGAGUUGAAGCCCAAAAGGCUCUAUUUCCUAGUAGAAUUGCCCAAGUUUAUGGAAGAGAAAGGGGCGAGAAGAGUCCGUUCAGGGAUUAACAUGACGGCGAAAGACCGGCUCGAGAGCUUAAUGCUGGGUAGCAGAUCGGUAUCGGACCUUUCUAUCAUGAGACCGAGGAGUAGUGUGGUGGAGGAGAAGAGAGAAAGAUUGGAAAAUGGGGCAGUGAGAAUGAAAAUGAGGCUUCCUAAGAAGGAAGUGGAGAGGUUGGUGAAGGAAAGCAGAGAUGAGGAUGAGGCAGCACAGAAGAUUGUGGAUCUUUGCAUGGAAAAUAACAACGUCGGCGGUGGCGGUGGACCCAACAAGGUCCAUGGUGGUGCAUUGCUGCACCAACAAGAAUCCUGGAAUGGUGGCCAUGGAAGAGCUAAAGGGGCUCUCAAGGCUCGUGUGAAGAGAAGAGUCGGUUUUCUGCCCAUAACUGAACAGAAGAUUCAAGUAGCUGUGGCCUCUUAG
Ilex paraguariensis (yerba mate) is the source of this 684-nucleotide messenger RNA. The record is from the annotation of a GenBank genome assembly. NCBI's taxonomy places the organism in Eukaryota, Viridiplantae, Streptophyta, Magnoliopsida, Aquifoliales, Aquifoliaceae.